Messenger RNA from Microplitis mediator, 3041 nucleotides. RefSeq names its product gamma-tubulin complex component 2-like. The coding region runs from base 313 to 2826 and encodes 837 amino acids. Gene Ontology annotation, molecular function: microtubule minus-end binding; gamma-tubulin binding. Gene Ontology annotation, cellular component: gamma-tubulin small complex; equatorial microtubule organizing center; centrosome. The transcript is spliced from 9 exons. The record is from RefSeq and is a predicted model, not a curated record. Gene Ontology annotation, biological process: meiotic cell cycle; microtubule nucleation; mitotic cell cycle. NCBI's taxonomy places the organism in Eukaryota, Metazoa, Arthropoda, Insecta, Hymenoptera, Braconidae.
GAGAUGUUUACAAAAAUUUAGUGGAGUACAGUUGUCAUUGAAUAUAGUUGUCACUGAAUAUAGAUGUCGUCUUUGUGCUUGAGUAAAGAAAUUUUGAGUAGAGUUGAGUAUUCGCCAAAAAAAUAACAUCAUCGGUUACUUGUGGUUUUUGAAUGUUGUGCUUAUUCUAACCUAAAAAGUAAAUGUAAAAGAUCGCGAUAAGUCGGCAAAGAAAAUAAAUACAAUUUUUUAAUAAUUAACACUGACAUAAAAUUUGUAUAUUAGAUUUUACAAUCACAAAUAACCUCAUCUGAAAUAAUCUUAAUUGAUACAAUGAGUGAAUUUAAGUUACAUACGCUAAUAAGUGAUUUAAUUGUAGUAUUAGAAUCUUCACACAGUCCAGAAAAAUUUAUUGAAAACAUUCCAUUAAAUGCUAUUACAUUAGAAAAUAUUCCAUCUAAAAAUUCAAUCUGUUAUUUAGAGAAAAAUUCAGUAACUAAUGAAUUGUUUUUGAAAAAAUAUAAUGAAUUGAAAGGAAAGAAAAUUGACGGCUUAGGUUCAUUUAUUCAAGUAUUAUAUCACAUAUCAUUAGACAAAUCAUUAAAAAAUUAUUUAGCAAAAUACAGAAUUAAAAAUAAUUUAAAGCUUCCAUCAUCAUUUACAAUAACUAAUGAUGAUUUACCUACAAUACAUAAAAAUAUAUUAAAAGCAGCGAAUGAACGUGAGAAACAAGCAACAAAAAAAAUGCAUGGGUUCAACAGACCAACUGAAACGUCUGUCAUUAAAUACAACUGGUGUUCUGAACGCCCUAAAAUAACGUGGGAUUAUUAUUCAGAUAUAAAACUGAAUCCUUAUCUAAGAGUAGUGCCGGCUGUUUCUCAGGAAACUAUAUUAAUCUGGGAUUUGUUAAAUUGUUUAAAAGGAAUUGACGGUAACUAUAUCGUAUCAGAACCAUUAAGUGAUAUUAAUGAUAGACGUACAUUUACUAUUUCAACUGAUGUUAGUACACCGUACAAGCAGUUAGUACAACAAAUUUUACCUCUUGCUUCUUGUUACUCAACGACUAUCAGAUUUGUUGAAGAUAAAAUCCUACCCAACGAUGGUCAAGUAAACCAUGCGCUGCGAGGUGCGAUGAAUUAUGUACUGAAGGAUUAUUUAUUAUUUAUUGUUCAGUUGGAAAUGGAACAUUUGCGACAUAAAUUAAAUUUACAAAAUUUAUGGUUUUACAUUCAACCGAUAAUGAGUACGAUGUCGAUACUUGCCCAGAUGACAACAAUUCUUUCAAAGGCUCAAGCUAAAGGUGGCAAAGUAUUGAGUUUACUUUAUGAGCAAAUUAACAAUAUGAGUGGUGAAGCAAAGUGUAAAGAGCUUGGCUUAUUUUUAAUUGAAUCAGCAAGUUUGCCAUACAUGCAAAUAUUAGAAAAAUGGGUCUACAAAGGAGUCAUUUGUGAUCCAUACCAAGAGUUUUUCGUAGAGGACAAUGAAUUAAUCCAACGUGAAGAGUUACCAAUGGAUUACUCUGCUGAUUAUUGGGAAAAGCGCUAUACAAUGAAAUCUGAAAGAAUACCUAGUUUUCUUAAUCAACAUGCUCAUACAAUAUUGCGUACUGGGAAGUAUUUCAAUGUUAUUCGUCAAUGUGGAAAAAUGAUAAAAUGGAUAAAGCAAGAACCACUAAUUUAUCAUUAUAGAGAUCAGAAAUUGAUAUUUACUAUUGAUCAAGCCUAUAACGAAGCAGCCCGCACCUUGUUAGAAGUACUAAUUCAUGAAAAUGAUUUGAUGGGCCGUUUAAAAAGUGUUAAAAAUUAUUUUUUAUUAUCACAAGGAGAUUUCGUAGUACAAUUUUUGAAUUUAUGUGAAAAUGAAUUGAGUAAAAAUAUGUAUGAUAUUGUCAUUCAUCGAUUAGCUUCGUUAUUAGAAGUUUCAUUGAGAACGUCAACGGCUGAUUUAGAUCCUUAUAAAGAUGAUCUUAAGCCUGAACUUUUACCUUAUGAUUUGCAAUUUCAGAUGUUUCGUAUUUUGUCAAUUCAAACAAGUGAUGAAAAAGAAUUCGCAUUUCAAGCAGGAAAACGAUUGGAUGGUAUUGAAGCGUUUGCAUUUAAUUAUGAUGUGAAGUGGCCAGUGUCUUUAGUGAUUAAUAGAAAAGCAAUAGCAUGUUAUCAAAUGUUAUUCCGUCAUUUAUUUAGUUGCAAACAUAUUGAAAGACUUUUAUGCAGAGUAUGGAUUAGUAAUAAAAUAGCCAAAACAUUUACCCACACUGCAGCAAUGGCUUAUCGGCAAGCGUUUUCGUUGCGACACCGUAUGUUAGAUUGCAUUCAACAUUUAGAAUAUUAUAUGAUGGUUGAAGUUAUUGAACCGAACUGGCAAACAUUCAUUAGUAAAAUGAGCAAAGUAACUAAUGUUGAUGAUGUAUUGACUGUUCAUCAAGAUUUACAAGACAGUUAUUUGAAAGAAUGUAUGCUAACCGAUCCUGAGUUAUUAUCAUCUAUCACUGGAAUAUGUAAUAUUUGCAAACAAUUCUGUAAUUUUAUUCAGAGUAUGAGUUGUUACUACAUUGACGCUGAAUUGUCAUCAAUGAUUGAAGAGCAUCACCGUGAAUGUUUUAUUUAUGAGGAGAAUAAAACAAAGUCAAUCGUCAGUGGAAGUUUCAAAGAGACAAUUGAAUUAUUAGAUGUUCAAUUUACUGAUGCCUUACAUCGUUUAUUAAAUCGUAUUAUUACAUUAGGAUGUAAUAAUGACUUUGAAAAAUUACUCAACGUUUUAUGCAGAUUGGACUUUAAUCUUUUUUAUACUGAUUUGAUGGCUGAUAAAAGUUCUGAGGUAACACAACAAUAUGAAAUAUCUGGCUGACAAAUAAAAAAAAAUUCCAUAAUUAUUAAAGAUAAACCAACGUAACAUAGCACUGUAAAUUGUGGAAGACAAUUUAUGGUUUUAAUAUUUUUAUCGCAAAAUUAUUUUUUUAAAUUAUGUCUUUUAGAAAGUAUCAAUAAUUGUUAUAUUAUACAUGCUUAAAUAUAGUAUAAUGCAAUAAUAUAAAAAAUAAAUCCUCUGUUUGAACACCUAUA